This is a messenger RNA of Eutrema salsugineum, 1162 nucleotides long. RefSeq names its product L-ascorbate peroxidase 3. Gene Ontology annotation, biological process: hydrogen peroxide catabolic process; cellular response to oxidative stress; response to reactive oxygen species. The coding region runs from base 99 to 962 and encodes 287 amino acids. Lineage: Eukaryota; Viridiplantae; Streptophyta; Magnoliopsida; Brassicales; Brassicaceae. Gene Ontology annotation, molecular function: peroxidase activity; heme binding. The record is from RefSeq and is a predicted model, not a curated record. The transcript has 9 exons.
GGCCCAAACUAAUUUUCAAUGUAACAACAAAAAAAUCUUCACCCCCUUGACCAUUUUUCUCUCCCUCACUCACCAUUCCCAGACUUGUAGGAGGAGCUAUGGCGGCACCGAUUGUUGACGCGGAGUACUUGAAGCAGAUAAACAAGGCUCGCCGUGAACUCCGCUCUCUCAUCGCGAACAGGAACUGCGCUCCGAUCAUGCUUCGAUUGGCAUGGCACGAUGCUGGAACCUAUGAUGCUCAAUCGAAGACCGGUGGACCUAAUGGCUCGAUCAGGAACGAGGAGGAGUUCAAUCAUGGUGCUAACAGUGGUUUGAAAAUCGCUCUCGAUCUCUGUGAGAGCGUGAAAGCUAAACAUCCCAAAAUCACAUAUGCGGACCUAUACCAGCUUGCUGGUGUGGUAGCAGUGGAGGUUACUGGUGGACCUGAUAUCAGCUUUGUUCCGGGGAGAAAAGAUUCAAAUGUUUGCCCGAGGGAAGGAAGACUUCCUGAUGCUAAACAAGGUUUCCAACACCUUAGAGAUGUCUUCUACCGCAUGGGACUAUCUGAUAAGGAUAUUGUGGCACUCUCAGGGGGUCAUACUCUGGGAAGGGCUCAUCCAGAGAGGUCAGGGUUUGAUGGGCCAUGGACUCAAGAGCCUCUGAAGUUUGAUAACUCCUACUUCGUUGAACUGCUGAAAGGAGAAUCAGAUGGCUUGUUGAAACUUCCUACUGACAAGACUUUAUUGGAAGACCCAGAGUUCCGUCGUUAUGUUGAGAUUUAUGCUAAGGAUGAGGAUGCAUUCUUCAAAGACUACUCUGAAUCGCACAAGAAACUCUCUGAGCUCGGUUUCAACUCGAAUCCCUCGGCAGCUAAAGCAGUUGCAGACAGUACGGUUCUGGCUCAGAGCGCGUUCGGGGUUGCGAUUGCUGCUGCGGUCGUUGCGUUAAGUUACUUUUACGAGAUUCGAAAGAGGAUGAAAUAGAAUGAGGAAAAGAAAAAACCACGAAGGAUUGAUUCUCUUAUAUGACAUCUAAGAAACUAUCAAUCAUCUAUGUAAUUUGUAGUGUUCAUACAAGUUGCUAAACUCUUUCAAUCCACAGCCAAACUUUUUGUUAAAAAAAGUCAACGUUUGGGGAUUGUGAAAACGAUCGUGAUUCAUAACUGGGUUACUUUUCAUUGCAA